AUGUCAUUACACAAAGAGAACAUUUUCUUAAAUUUGAACCAAUGUGCCAUCAAAUAUUACAAACUCAAGAAAUCAAAUGAUGAAUUGAGAGGUGCCAAUGUUGAAUUUCCUACCAUUGUCAUGACAACAAUUUUCGUAAAGGGCAUACAAGAGGAAUUAACCAUUGAUGAUUUAAAGAAAAUACUAUUGGCCGAUAUGGAAUGUAAAUGGAGACAAGUACACGAAGGAGACUAUUGUAAAUUAUUUAUUUGUAUUAAAAGUAUGGAUAAUUCACAAAUGAAGGAUAGUUUUAGAACCGUGACCUGUCAGACAUUGGAAAGAAUUGGAAUUAAUAUUCAUGAUGAUAAUAUUUAUUUUAUUGAUGAUAGAAAUAGUUUAUAUUUGGAGUCGUUGGCUAAUUAUACAUUUAAACGAAUGAUAUCGAAUCAUCUUAUACAGAAUAUUCCAACAUUUGAUAUCAAAGUUGGUCAAUUUGUAAAGAAGGAAUUCCUAAUUAAAUUGACACUAUACAAAGAUUAAAGAAAUAUGAUAAUGAUAGUAAAUGUAUAUAUAUUGUGGCU
This is a messenger RNA of Naegleria gruberi, 560 nucleotides long. RefSeq lists its product as uncharacterized. The record is from RefSeq and is a predicted model, not a curated record. NCBI's taxonomy places the organism in Eukaryota, Heterolobosea, Eutetramitea, Acrasida, Naegleriidae. Bases 1 to 519 code for a protein of 172 amino acids. The transcript has a single exon.